Messenger RNA from Puccinia graminis f. sp. tritici CRL 75-36-700-3, 1453 nucleotides. RefSeq lists its product as uncharacterized. The coding region runs from base 421 to 708 and encodes 95 amino acids. The record is from RefSeq and is a predicted model, not a curated record. Lineage: Eukaryota; Fungi; Basidiomycota; Pucciniomycetes; Pucciniales; Pucciniaceae. The transcript is spliced from 4 exons.
AGUUAUUACUUGUAUGCAAAAGAUCGCUUGGAGAUUUCAGGUAUUCUGUAUGAAAUGAACGUGUCAUGAUCAAAAUUCAGGUGAGGGUGCGGGAAGCCUACAAAACACUUGAUGAUACUGGCUGCUCCGCCGGUGAGGUUCCCCGAUAGCUGGCGGACUCUCAUGAGCGACGGAUACUCCACAUCUCAACACUUUCGUAGACUAGAGGGGACGCGGAAUCGGUAUGCGCCCAAGCAUUAUCGGAUCUGUCCGUAGGAUCUCUUAUUUUAAGAUCUCCCAACAUAUAAACCCGCCAAGAUUCAGCCUCUCCUCGAAAUCUCAAGACAUUUCUUCCCAGCGGCAGAACCUCCCAAUAACUCUUCUCAAGUGAUCAAAGUCAUCAAGCUCUAAAUCAAGACCUUUUCGAGUUCAAAAUCAGAUAUGUUUGGAAAGAACCUUCUCACUUUAUUUCUAAUCUUCGGGAUCCUGGAAGUUUUUCCAACAUUGGCGUUGCCUAAUGAAGGAGUUACUCGGCCCCUUCUAAUCAAGGAAGAGAGUUCCACCGCUAAAGCAGCCGGUCAGAAAGCUCAAUCGGCGGGAGAAGCUGACUCGAAUAAAGCUCAGAGGGCGGCUAAAUCGGGUGAAAAAGAAAGCAAAGAUAAAUCAACUGGAGGGUCAGACCAAGGAAAGACUAGUUACUUUGGCCAAGGCCAUGUGCAUAUGAUGUGAUCACAACACUUUGAGUUGAUUUUCAUCAUAUGAAUCAUAAUGAUUUAAAUUGUUAUAGUUCUGUUCUCCUGUGCACCCAUCCCUCAAUACACUCUACUCUCUCAUGAAGCUUGAGACUGCAGUUCAACUGGAUUGUUUUCUCCAGGAAGAUUUUCUUCACAAUCUUACAUCACAAUUGCAGACUUGGUUCCCUGUCUCAGUAGCUGCUAUCUUUGACUCAAUCUCCAAAUCCGGCUUUUACAUUUUCCAUCACCUUUUCUUGGUCAUGCUGCUAGAUAUUCAUGUGGUCUGGCAUUUUAUGACAACAAAAUCUUGCCAUACCUCAAGUGUCUUUGAUACUGAUUAGUAGUUCUACCUGUGAAACCUCAUUGUAGAACUUGGUGAUGAUUUUUGUUCAAUAUAAGUUUUGCCAACUUUUUCUUUUCCCAAUUUUUACCAAGAUUGUACGUACUCUAUUCAAAAUAAAGUAUGAUGAAUCACUGGUUCUCCAUUUUUCCCUUUCUUGAUCCAGUACAGCAGAGAGAUCUACCAUUAUUCAAAAGUGAAUAAACACAUAUUCUCAUACAUAAGGAUCAUUUUGCAACAUUUUGUCCAAAUUUUAUGAAGAUAAUCUGGUGAUCUUCUUCACUGUUCUGAUCUACACAGUGAGGUUUUUCUAUGUGCCUGUCUCUGUGGGGUUUUUUAAGUCUUAGGACUGUGAUAGAGUACCACCAUUUCAUCUUCAGCCUGGACCAUUACAUUGGGC